Meloidogyne enterolobii is the source of this 1714-nucleotide messenger RNA. Lineage: Eukaryota; Metazoa; Nematoda; Chromadorea; Rhabditida; Meloidogynidae. The record is from the annotation of a GenBank genome assembly.
GUAUUUAUUCUUUAUUUACUAAUUGUCUUAAUUUUUUUAACCUUGUAAAAAUGGUGGAUAAUUUUACCGACCUUUUGUCUUCCCAAAACAAAACAAAAAUGAAUCGUUCCGGUGUUUCUUUGAAUUCUGAACAGAAAAUGAAAUUAAUUGAAGCUAUACAUGAACGUCCACAAAUUUGGGACAGUUCUUACGAAGGUUUUCGAAGCAAUCCGACACGUCAGGGUGCAUUCAAUGAGGUCGCCGAAUUGCUUUCUGAGGGCGGAGCAGAAAUUUUUACAAGAAUCCAAGUACAAGAAGAGUGGGGGAAACUUCGUUAUUGUUUUACUCGAAUAGUCAAAAAACUUUAUGAUGAAGGAUAUAUUAGCCCAAACGGGACUGUUUUACAAUUAAAUCCGGACCAUCAAUUAAUUACUUGGCCAUAUUGGCAACCUAUGAAUUUUUUGUUGGAAGGAGUGGCUUUGCAAUUGUGUAGUACUCGAGGGGGAGGAGGUGGUGGUGGAAGUAAUUAUGGUGGAGAUGAUGGAGUUGGGGAUGUUAACAAUAAAGGGAAUACACGACAAAAUAGUGAGGAACCUGAUACUCACAAAAUUCGUCGUAGUCGAAAAGGUAUGAGAGGAGGCUUAACAUCAUCGGCAAUUACUCACAAACACAACAAAUCAACAAAUAGUUAUUUGGCUAUUGAAGAAGAUUUGUCUAGUCUGUCUAACCCCAAAACUCAAUCAACAAAUGAUUUAUUAAUGUCUAAUUUACUCAGUUCUUUCGCUCCUCAAGAUUUGCUUUUGUCUAAUUUUAAUGCUUUAAAUGAACAAUUUCACCCACAAAAAAUGGAGGAUGAUAUUGAGACAAUUAUUGUGGAUACUGAUUUAAAUAAAAAAUCAAAAGAAGAAAAUGAAGAGUUAAAAAAUGUUGAAAUUGAACAACAAAAUAAGCGUCAACAAAAUAUUCGAGGGGAAGAAAAUAAUGAGGAUAUUGUUGUUACUAAUGAAAAUUUGAAGGGAAAAAGGAAGAGAAAGAAGGAUGAUAUUUAUGCUGAUUCGUUGAGUGGUUUGGAUUUAUUACUUCGACAACGUAUUGAAGUGACAAAUGGGCAAAUUACUACUAACGGACAUGAUAACCACAAUCCUCAACAACAUCAACGUCAACAGCAACGUUCCUCUUAUUCUCCAGCGCCUUUAGAACCUUCAAAUACAACAAAAACUAAAUUAUUAAAUACAAAUUCGUUAAGUGGAAGUGAAGGAAGUGGGGGAGGAGUUACUAUUUGUGGUACUAAUUCUGUUUGUGGAGGUGGAGGGGGAACGAUUGAUGAUGUUAAUGAAUCUUUUGGUGAGUUUGAAUGUGUGUUUUUGUAAGGGAAAUUGAGUGAAGAGACAUUUGAGGAUAAACUUUAUUUAAAUCCAAAAAUGUUUUCCUUUUAAUUUUUGAAAAAUUUUUGCGAACAAAAUACCUAGAAGUAUUUUUGUUUAUUAAACAAUCCUUUGUCUGUCCAGGUUGGGGUUUUCGAGUCGGGCCGACGUUCGAGUCAUUUCUCUCGGACCGGUCCGACCGAAUCUUUUUCGUGCCAAAAUUCAAUGCCCGACUCGAUCUUUUGGACCGUACCGGAUCGGGCCCCCAACCCUGUCCACAAAUAUUCUUCUCCGACGAAAAAUGACUUCAAGUUUUUAUUUCCUCGAACUCUUUCCACCCAAACUUUUUCGAAAAAAUAAUCUUUCUAACA